Messenger RNA from Physeter macrocephalus (sperm whale), 1275 nucleotides. RefSeq names its product lamin tail domain containing 2 (gene LMNTD2). Gene Ontology annotation, molecular function: structural constituent of chromatin. The transcript is spliced from 8 exons. Gene Ontology annotation, cellular component: lamin filament. The record is from RefSeq and is a predicted model, not a curated record. Lineage: Eukaryota; Metazoa; Chordata; Mammalia; Artiodactyla; Physeteridae. The annotation marks the transcript as partial.
UGGCGCUGCCCGCCCCUGGGGGGCAGCAGCAGCUCCAGGGGCGCCGACUCCGAGGCCAGCGGCUGCCUGCUGACUGCACGUUAUCUCGUGCUGAAAGUGACAGGGGACCCUCCCCAGGCGCCAGGCCACACUGCUGAGCAGACAGAGGCACAGGCACAGAACCUCUGCGGGGACAGUCGAGCGACGUCAGAAGGCCGCCCCUCCCUGGAUCUCCGGAAAACCCACUCAGACAGGCACGGCAAGAAUGGCCAGGAGCCUGAGUCCAGUGCGGACCCCCACCCGCGGCAUUCCGGGCGCUGUCCAAGCCCCACAGGCUCCUGCCUGAAGAUCACCGCGGUGAGCCGCCGCCGGAGGUUCGUGCGCAUCCUUAACCAGUCGCUGGAGGAGACGGCCGACCUGGGUGGCUUCGUGCUGCAGCAGCUGGUGCGCGACUUCCCUGUGUGCAUGUACCGCUUCCCGCCCAGCACGCUGCUGGAGCCAAGGCACCACAUCACGGUGUGGGGCGAGGCGCCCGGCAGCACCAAGCGGCAGCCACCCUCCUCCUUGGGCCAGGAGCCCGUCCACUUGCACUCCAGCCGGGGCUGCGUGACCCUCCUCCUGAACCCCCAAGGCGAGGUCCUCAGCGAGCACCAGGCCGCGCACUGCGUGACCCCCGUGUGCAGGAUCUUUGCCGACAACACCGACUUGUCCAUCGACCGUUUCCCGCUCUCAGAGGCCCGGCCCGGUGCCGACCUCGCGGAACAGCAGCCCCUGCCUCGACCCCCGCGCAAGGGUCGGGUGCAGGAGGCCCGGGCCGGGCGCCGGAGGCCGGGGACGCGGGUCCAGUUGCCCCGCCUGAGCACCAGAAAGCUCCAACGCCAGCGAGAGGAGCCAGCGCGGCCCGAGGGCGCCGCCGAGACCCUCCCAGAGCUCCUGCCCGCCAGCCGCAUCCCCAUCCCUGAGGCCGGGCUGCGCGUCGAGGACUGCCAGGCUAGGAAGGAACACAAGCUCCGGGUGCGCCGGAAGAGCGUGGACCGCGGCUGUCCGAUGGUGGCGCUGUCGGUGCAGAGCACGGCCGAGAGCAGGUUCGGCUUCCGCUUCCUCAGCUGCCCGCCCAUCACCGCGGACUCGCGCUGGCAGGUGUAGGGCCAGGCAAGGGCGGCGGCACCGUCGCCUGUGCUCCCGCGUCUCCACGACUGUGGCUGCGGGGCGGGGCGGGGAGAAAGCGCCGGAGGCAGGCGGUGCCAGCUGUAUAGUUUAUUGAACCAACGCCGCCUACCAAGUAAACCGCGUUUC